CAGUACAGGGCAGAAUGGCGGACUGAGCUAAUCUCAUGAAGCUAGCUAUCCGACUAGCUCUGUUAGCGACUUCUGUUAAUCGCUAUCAUUCUAUCUAUUCUAAGCGCUGACAUUGAUGAGGUGUCCGUAAAUUAAAUCCAGAAUGGAUUCUGAAACUGAGCAAAAUCUUAAACCCGAUCAUGGUGGCACUGAAACUUUAAACUUUACACCACAAAGAGGCGGAACUUUGCUAGCAGCAAGAAAAAGGACUCUGCGCUCAGGACACGGCAAAGUCAACUCCAGCUUCAAAUCUCCAGUUCAGGUUUCUAGUAUGCUGAACAGCGGGGUGUGUGUGGAGGAGGAGAUCAGAGCUUUACAGAACACACUGCUGCAGCUGGAGUCUGACAUCACACUGUUAGAAAGCGAAGGAGUGUGUGUGCACGAGCUCGAACUCCACAUUAACCUCCUGCACGAAUACAACGACAUCAAGGACAUCGCACAGACUCUACUGGGCAGGCUGGCCGGCCUGCGCGGCGUCACCACACGCGACUUGUACGCUCAGUUCGGCAUGGAGCUGGACGACUGAUUGGCUGAGGGCUGCGGUGGGAGGACAGACCACCAUGUCCCCACUGAUCCAGGAGCAGAAAGCAUUCGGCACGCUCACGCUCCAGAUUCUUAAGAACUGUUCUUCAUGAGUGACGGGAGAGCGUGGCGAAGCAGAGCCAUUAACACACGCAGCACCUGUUACAGAACGCCCCCUGGUGCUUCAUUCCGCGUACGCUGCAGCAAACUGCUAAUCAUUACAAUGUUUUAUUUACGAAAUAAUUUUUUUUUUUUUUUUUUUUUUGUAAAUUCUAAGUUACUGUUUAUCUCUGCACAGUGUGUAAAUGAGAGAGAAGGUUAUAAGUAGAAUCUGAGAUGCCUGUAAUGGUCCAGGGUUGGACAUUUUGUUACCUUGAGCAUGACCUGAGUAAUAAACUCCAUCUGAUCACUCA
Messenger RNA from Clarias gariepinus (North African catfish), 974 nucleotides. RefSeq names its product SWI5 homologous recombination repair protein (gene swi5). The transcript is spliced from 5 exons. Bases 143 to 565 code for a protein of 140 amino acids. Lineage: Eukaryota; Metazoa; Chordata; Actinopteri; Siluriformes; Clariidae. Gene Ontology annotation, biological process: double-strand break repair via homologous recombination. Gene Ontology annotation, cellular component: Swi5-Sfr1 complex; Swi5-Swi2 complex. The record is from RefSeq and is a predicted model, not a curated record.